Molecule: messenger RNA, 432 nt
Organism: Melampsora larici-populina 98AG31
Lineage: Eukaryota; Fungi; Basidiomycota; Pucciniomycetes; Pucciniales; Melampsoraceae
Exons: 3
Coding region: 1-432 (143 amino acids)
Source: RefSeq, a predicted model, not a curated record
AUGAACUGUUCGGCCAUAUCGGCUACAACGAGAACACAAAACGGCCAACUUAGAACGAGGUAUAUGAGCAAAAAAGGUAGAUUGGUAAUCUCGUCAAUUUGCUUCAACAUGAUAGCUCGCGUUCUUUUCUCUCGAAGCGUGGAGAAUUUGAGGAUUAACUUGAGAAGCCGAUUUGUGGGAUUUACUGAUAAGUCCUCGAAGGAAAGGGAUUUGGGCGAAGUACGUUUCAAGGAAAGAGGUCUACGUCCACAUACUUUUGCACUUAAUAUCGUUGAUCUGAAGUGCGCCCCAAUGCCUGAAAGCACCCAGGGAGCUGUUGGGCAAAGCACCGCCUGUGAAAUCAUAUGGGUACAAGCCUCCGCCAGCGGGUGGAUGACUUAUGAUUGGCCUAUUUCGUCAUUUGGAAAAGACCAAUCAGAUGAAUUUGAUUAA